Messenger RNA from Caenorhabditis angaria, 2246 nucleotides. NCBI's taxonomy places the organism in Eukaryota, Metazoa, Nematoda, Chromadorea, Rhabditida, Rhabditidae. The record is from the annotation of a GenBank genome assembly.
AUGGCAGCGAUUUUAAAAAAGAAAAAAGCGAAAUCUUCGGAUUCGGAACCUCCAGCAAAAAUACAAAAGCUUGAAAAUGUUCCCGAUAACUUUGAAAAGUUUUUGGCGAAAAAUUUGGAUUCGAUCGGCGCGGCAAAGCUUCAAGAUAUCAAAAAUCGCACAAAAACUGCGAAAAAAGUCGAAAUCAAAGGAAUCGGUGCGAGUUCGAUUUAUGAAGGAUUAGAUGAAAUUGAAGUGAGAAUUGGCGAUUUAUUUCACACUAUAAAAUACAUUUUCAGAUUCCAACAACUUCUUCAAAUUUGGAUUUAGCAGAAACUGGAUGGAAUUCGAAUUUGAUCGCAAAUAUGACAAAUAUUUUAGCUGAAACGGAAGUUGAUCAGAAGAAGGUGAAAGAUAUUGAAGACUCCAGAAGUUCGACAAUCGACAUAGUUUCGAGAUAUAUUGAUUUAUUAGAAAUUUCGGAUGAUCAAGAUGGUUAUAGAGUUAGUUUUAAUUAAUAUUGUUCUCAGUACUAACACAAAAUCAUUUCAGUCAAUCUAUUGCGCCCACAUUAUUUCGCAUCUUAUCAAAAAUCGAAAUACAAUAAUUGCAAAUAAAAGAAAAUUGGAGAUCGAUGAAGCUUCGGAAGAUGGAGCAAGUGAAGAAUUGAUUGAAUCUUGUAGAGAUUCUGGAUUUGUUCGACCUGUUGUUUUGAUUUUGUGUCCUUUCAAGAAAGAUGCCUAUGACAUUAUUCAGAAGAUUAGUAGUAUUAUUUACGGAGAUGGUGAGUUUGACUAUGUCGACUCACAAAAAUUCUGGGAUGCUUAAAAACGAAGCUAAUUUUUUUGUGACAAAAAUAUUUUAUAGCGUGAGCUAAAUUAUUUAUUUUUUUCAAACUUUCACUUGAAAUGUAUUUUUCAGAAAAGGGAGAAAUUUGGAACAAGAAACGGUUUGAAGAUGAAUACAGUGGCCCAGAAGAAAUCCCACAAUCACGUGUCGAAUAUCCACCAGAUCAUUUAGAACUCCUAAAAGGAAAUAACGAUGAUGCAUUUCGAAUUGGAAUCGCAUUAUCAAAAAAAGUUUUGAAAUUAUACGAGAAAUUCGACAAAGCUGAUAUUUUAUUGUGUUCGCCGUUGGGAUUGAGAAUGAUUUUGAAUGGAGACGAUGGAAAUGAAUCGCAUUUAUUGAGUAGUACAAAUAUUAUUAUUGUUGAUAGAGUAAGGAUUUCUCAGUUUAUAGAUAAUAUUGAUUUGAAAAUUUUUGCAGGCUGAUCAAAUGCUUCAACAAAAUUGGGAAAAUAUUCAAUUAAUAUUCUCUCAACUUUUUGGACAACCUGCCAAAAUUGAUGUUGAUAUUUCAAGAGUUCGAAAAAUGUAUCUUGGUAAGCUUCUUAUCUUCAAGAAGAUCUGAAAAGCCUGAAAAGUUAUGAAAAUCUCAAUUUUCAGACGGAUAUGCUCGUCAUUUCUCCCAAAUUCUUCUAUUUUCUCGAUUUUCGCAUGAACUGUUCACAUCUCUCAUGGUUCAAAAUUCCGGAAAUCAUAAUGGACUUAUUGUAGCGCGACCAAAACAAGAGGGAACUCUCAAAAAUGUAAGAACUUGAUAAAUACUUUUUAAAAAUAUUGUGAUCUUAUAGAUCGAGAUUCCGUUAUGUCAAGAAAUUCACAAGUUCCAAGUCACCGAUCCAAAUGAAGUUUCAGAAGCGAGAUUCAAAUAUUUUGUGGACAAGGUUUGUUGAAAUACAAUAAAUAAAACAAUAUUGAUUUCAUGUUUUUUCAGAUUGUUACAUCAUUAACACCAAGAACUGUCAUCGUAAUUCCGUCAUAUUACGAUUUUGUUCGAAUUCGAAAUCAUUUCAAAAAAGGCGAAGAGAGUUUUGUCAGUUGUCAUGAAUAUGCUCCAAGGAAAAAGGUUGAUCGAGCUCGUGAGAUGUUUUUCCAUGAAAGAAAAAGUUAUCUUCUGGUCACUGAACGAUGGUAUUUCUUUAAUCGAAGACAACUUACUGUAAGUUCCCGAUAAAUUUCAAGUUUUCACAUUAUAAUUCGUUAUUUUAGGGUGUUCACCGUGCUGUUUUCUAUCAACUUCCAUCUCAUCCACUUUUCUAUUCUGAAUUUAUCAAUAUGUCGGAUUCUGAUACAAAACAACGAUUUUUAGCAGUUCUCCUGGUUUGUAAAUUCGAUAGACUUCGGAUGGAAAACACAUUUGGAACUGAAAUGGCCCAAGCUAUUCUGAGCAAUAAGCAACAAGUUCAGGCAAUUGUUAGUGAAUAG